Messenger RNA from Mytilus trossulus (common blue mussel), 2876 nucleotides. Its product is annotated as acetylcholine receptor subunit alpha-1-A-like. Gene Ontology annotation, molecular function: transmembrane signaling receptor activity; excitatory extracellular ligand-gated monoatomic ion channel activity; transmitter-gated monoatomic ion channel activity involved in regulation of postsynaptic membrane potential. The transcript is spliced from 6 exons. Gene Ontology annotation, biological process: signal transduction; chemical synaptic transmission; regulation of membrane potential. NCBI's taxonomy places the organism in Eukaryota, Metazoa, Mollusca, Bivalvia, Mytilida, Mytilidae. Gene Ontology annotation, cellular component: synapse; plasma membrane; neuron projection. The coding region runs from base 344 to 1621 and encodes 425 amino acids. The record is from RefSeq and is a predicted model, not a curated record.
CAGAAAAUGGAAAUAGUAUAAUAUUUCUCUGAUGACAUGUAUAUAUUUAAAAAUGUAGAUAAUUCCAACACGAAUAUGUUACCAUGCAAGCUAUAUAAAGCCGUAUGCUCUAGAUUUAGCAUUCAAUCACUAUCCGUUGAGUAUUGUAGACGUUUGUUGUAAUUGUGAACACAGUUCGAUUCAUUUGAUGUCAGAGUUCUGAUCUGAUAGAUUCUACUUUGAAUGAAACAGACAUCCGAAAUAGAGACGAUCUAAUAUAAAGUUACUUCCGAUUAUUUCUAAAACUCUAUUGAAUAUCAAAAGAACUGAUUACUAAGCUGGCUGCAUACGUAUUUGGAAAAUCAUGGCUAAUGGAUUCUGCACAAGAGGACUUUUACUUUUCCUUAUUUAUAUAGAUCCAUUCAAAUCUACAGCAUCAUACAGUUCAAGUGACGCUACUAAUCUUCAUGCCAUGUUAUUUAACCAAUCUAGCUACAAUAAAAAUGUCAUACCAAAUGACACUUUAAGAAUAAAAGUAAGAUACAACUUACAAUACGUCAAUUCAUUGGAUAUAAAGACACAGACAUUGUCGACAACAGGAAUUUUCACAGUGGAAUGGUAUGACGACCGUUUGAAAUGGUCAAGAGGUUAUGAAAACAUACCACACAUAUAUGUGCCAGAAGACCAAGUUUGGCUUCCCGACUUGUUUGUGCUUAAUUCAAUACACGAAUCAGGGAAUAGUCUUGGUGCUGACAGACCAGUCAUGAUAUCGAAAAGCGGGAAACUAGUCUGGAAUCCAAUUGCAAUGCUGUCCACGUCAUGUUUCACGAUUGUUGUUCUUUUCCCAUUUGACUCACAAUAUUGCAAAAUAGAAUUAGCAACUAUACCUAUCCAGUCUUACGGUAUGUUCCUAGACUUCUUACCCCAGCCAGUAAAUCUAGCAAUAUACAAAAAGCAGGGAGAUUGGGAGGUUGAAGAGCAUCUCCAUUUCGAAUCCUGGCUAGAGCUAGAGGAAGGGUGGAUUCCACAGCUUAUGUUCGGAUUAUUUUUAAAAAGGAGGUUUCCUGGUCAUUACAUAAUGAUCGUUAUGUUUCCGACUAUUCUUACUGCACUAUUAACAUUUGUUACAUUUUUUCUACCGAUUAAAUCCGGAGCCAGGAUUGGAUAUAUCCUUACAGUGGUACUUGCCUUAGUAUUUUUGUUGACAUUAUUUGCAGACGCAAUGCCUUCGUCUACAGAAUAUCCUUCAGUUCUAGUUGCAGUAUUUUCGGUAACAUUAGGAAUGGCCUUUCUUUUGAUUAUUAUAACGAUAUUUGUCAAGAGUCUUUACAAUAAACCGAAACACAUCAUUUCACCAAACUGGAUGCAUGCAUUGGUAAGGAAACUGCGGAAGUUAAAGUGCAAAGCCAGAAAAGUAAAUUCGCUUGAACAACACCGGGCUAUAGAAGAUGGCCGAUCAACGGCAGUAAAAGACAACGUUAAGAAUACUUCGCCACUUAAACCAUACAGCAACAAGGAGCUAGCAGAAUUCUUUGAUUGUUUACUGUUUGUUGUAUAUACGGUUUUAUAUAUUUUGAUUCUUUUUAUAAUUAUCCCAAUAUUAGCGGUAGUAUGGUAUUUUAAAGCUCCUUAUGAGAAAUAGGGGUUGUCACCACACACUUUUUUUAUUACUUUGAUAGUAGUUUAUUUUGAUUUUUUUUAUUGAUUUUUUUUUUAGCUUCACAGAUUACUCUUAUGUAUACGAAACGCUCUGGCGCAAAUACACUAUUCUUGUAUCUAUGAUGAGUUUAGUUACGUAAAACAAAAUACAAACAUAGUGUUGAUUAUUCCUCUAUGAUGAAUGGAUAUAAACAAAACAUUUUAGCUAUCAUAAAAGAUAUAAAAUCGCCAUCAAAAUUAUGAAAAAAAAAUAUAAUAAAGUACUAGACUUACAUUUGAUGAAUUCAGUUGAGGAUUUUUUUCAAAUAUUUAAGCCUAGUCAAUCACUAUAGAAACAUGUAUUGCCGGAGUGUGCUACGUGUGCAUUUACUUUCUUGUCUUCAAUGCAUUUUAUAUCGUACUAUAUGGAAAAAAAUUCAGUAUUUUUACAAGCUAUACUGUGCAUUCGAACUAGUUUUUAUGAACAUUAGUGUCAUUCACUUCUUAUGACCAUGUUGUAUUAAGGUAGCACAAUACAAAGAUUUUAUAACUCCAACUACCAGUUUUAAAAUGCUGUAACUUUCUUAAUAAUGCUUGAAAAUUUAUAAAAGUGGUAGUUUUGGAUAGCUUACAGAUUACUUUUUCAAAAUAAUGCAAUGUUAGCAUUAUGCAACAAUUAUGUAAUCAAUUAUAAUGUUAACGGUGUCUACAAUAUUUUUCACCAAAUUUCCACUUUCAAAUGAAAUUAGCUUCUGCAUAGGUAUCCCUGGAGGCCUGAUUUUAUUAUAUGUUGUUCCUAUGGCCAUUAUGGAGAUUUAUGAGAGAAUAGAAUAAUAUAGAGAGAAUCUGAGACACCCUUUUGAAUUGUUGAUUAAGAUUUCGUUAAAGUUUUCUGUAUAGUUAAAGAGAUGAAAGAGCUAAAUUUUUUCAAGUGACCUUACCCAGAUUUUGCCACUUAUUACAUAAUAAUUGAUUACAUAAUGAUUGCAUAAUAAAAAUAUUACAUUCAUUUAAAAGAUUAAUCUUUUAUCUAUCUAUAUGUACCUCUUUUAUUAUUUUCUAUGCAUUCAUAAGAAAGUUACAGCAUUUCAAAUGUUAGUGAUUUGAAGUAAAAAUAUAUUUGUAUUGUGCUACCUUAAAUGUCAAAAUAAAUUGACCAGGACAAGCUUGUAGGCACAGUUUAUAAAAUCGCUGCGAAUAUCGAAUGGUUUAAUAUAUAUAUAUAUAUAUAUUGUGUUUAUGUUGUUGUGAUAUAUCUA